UACAAAUGCGCCACACAAACAAGCGGAUGCACUGAAGUACGCGUUGGAUACGGGGGCUAUAUAUCACGCUGGUGCAGGGAUUCCGUACUCCGCUAUUUCGUUGACAACAAGAGCUUCCCGACACUUGCCGCAGCGAUGCAGGUCGGAGCAGCGAUGCAAAACGCGAUUUACAUGUGGAAGGGCACUGGUGUGAGCUUCGAGGAAGUUGAUUGCGAUGAUUCAGCCACAUUCGCUGUCAGAUAUCCUCGACGUGGACGCAGCGGUGUCUAUGCCAGUGCAUUCUUUCCAGAUGAAUCGCCAGGCGAAUUGCUUGUGUACGAUCUGGGCCUCUCCAAUGCUGCCUAUCUCCCCAAUAUCUUAGCUCACGAAAUUGGCCAUAUUCUGGGUCUCCGUCAUGAGUUUGCCCAUGAAGAUAAAGCAGAACGAAAAUUCCUAUGUGUUCUUUUAGGAAAAGAAAACCCUCAAUCAAUUAUGAACUAUUAUAAGGACCCAAGAUUACUGCAAGUCAGCGAACAAGAUCUCAGAGAAUUGAAAGAGUUUUACGCAUACGACGGGGAAAAGUAUAAGGGGCUACCGAUAUACGACUACGAUCCAAUUCUACAUACACGCGUUUCUCGCGAAGAGACUUGUUCUAGCCACGCAAUGGGAAGUUCAAGUCGCAGGUUAUCUCGCCGGAGUAUGAUAAGAAAAGUUAACUCACUUUUUUCGACUGCUUUUCACUCUGCCAAAUAA
Molecule: messenger RNA, 732 nt
Organism: Trichoderma virens Gv29-8
Lineage: Eukaryota; Fungi; Ascomycota; Sordariomycetes; Hypocreales; Hypocreaceae
Exons: 1
Biological process (GO): proteolysis
Molecular function (GO): metallopeptidase activity; zinc ion binding
Source: RefSeq, a predicted model, not a curated record